Messenger RNA from Triticum urartu, 1522 nucleotides. Its product is annotated as cytochrome P450 716A1. The record is from RefSeq and is a predicted model, not a curated record. Lineage: Eukaryota; Viridiplantae; Streptophyta; Magnoliopsida; Poales; Poaceae. Gene Ontology annotation, biological process: sterol metabolic process. Gene Ontology annotation, molecular function: iron ion binding; monooxygenase activity; heme binding.
CUCCGCGCCUGCCGCAGCAACACCGACGACCAAUGGUUCCGAGACCGGAUCAAGAAAUAUGGCCCGGUCUCUACCAUGUCGUUGUUUGGGUCGCCGACGGUGCUACUGGCCGGGCCGGCGGCGAACCACUUCAUAUUCGGCAACGACGGACUCAUCUUGACGCAGACAGGCGCGCUGAGAGCCCUCGUUGGGCGGUCGGUACUGGCACUCACGGGCAGCGAACUGAAGCUGGUCCGCAGCGCCCUGCAGGGUUACUUGAAGCCAGAAAUGGUGAGGAGAUACGUCUGCAAGAUAGACCAUGAGGUCAGGAGCCACAUCGAACUAAACUGGGUCGGUCGUGACUCUAUCACGGUCCUACCAAUGGUGAGGAGACUUUCGCUUGCUAUCAUAUGUUCGGUUGUCUUGGGCCAAGAGUCAGCUACCAUCAAAGAAGGACUGUGCACUGAUUUUGUAACUCUUGGGAAGGCUAUAUUAUCAUUUCCGGUAAAUAUACCAUUCACCCGGUUCAACAAAGGUAUGGCUGCAAGUGCGAAGAUACGGAAGGCUAUCACAAAUAUUGCCCACAAGAGGGAAGAGUCACUAUUGCAGGAAGCAAAUGCCACUUCUGAUAAUGACUUCAUCAGCUACAUGCUCAUUCUUCGUUCUCAAGGUGCCCACUCCCUCACUCUGGAAGAUAUUGUAGACAACACGAUGGGCCUCAUCGUAGGGGCACACGAGACGACUUCUGCUCUUAUCACCUUCAUGAUCCGGUACCUCUACAAUGAGCCAGAUAUCCUUGACAAAGUUACUAGAGAGCAAGAUGAGAUUGCACAGAAUAAAAACCCAAAAGAUGCUCUAACUUGGGAUGAUGUUGCAAAGAUGAAAUAUACGUGGAAAGUGGCAAUGGAGACACUAAGAACAAUUCCUCCAGUUUUUGGGAGCUUCCGAACAACUACCAAAGACAUUGAAUACCAGGGUUACCAUAUCCCAAAAGGCUGGAAAGUCUUCGCAGCGCAAAGUGUGACACAUAUGGACUCGCAAUUCUUUCAUGAGCCUAACAAAUUCAAUCCUUCCCGGUUUGAGAAAUCCGCCCCUCCGUACUGCUACAUGCCAUUUGGAGGGGGUCCAAGAAUGUGCCCUGGUAAUGUGUUUGCAAGGGUAGAAACUAUGGUGGCCAUGCACUAUCUAGUAAGGCAGUUCAGGUGGGAAAUAACGUGUGAAAAGGAAACCUACAAGAGGGAUCCAAAGCCGACGCCCAUCCUUGGACUUCCAAUUAAACUCAAGUUGAGACCCCUUGCCAAAAACCUCCAAGUCACCACUAUGGAUACCGAAAUAGGUUAAACCCAUGACAAGCAAAAUUAUGAUGAUACAUGCAUGGUCUAUGUUAUGAAGACUAGAGUGAGAAUUCAGAAUGUAAAUAUGUGCUUCUCAUAAAAAGCAUGCUAUUCCAUGUUGUGCUUGUGAGAUACUCUUCUAGUUACAAGAUUGUAUAAUGUAAAGAUGUAUCUCCUACCUAUGAGCUAUAUAUUUCAUUCCCCUAACA